This is a messenger RNA of Orbicella faveolata, 6754 nucleotides long. RefSeq names its product adenosine receptor A2a-like. NCBI's taxonomy places the organism in Eukaryota, Metazoa, Cnidaria, Anthozoa, Scleractinia, Merulinidae. Gene Ontology annotation, molecular function: G protein-coupled receptor activity. Gene Ontology annotation, biological process: G protein-coupled receptor signaling pathway. Gene Ontology annotation, cellular component: membrane. The record is from RefSeq and is a predicted model, not a curated record.
ACUUGAAUAUAUUAAAAUUAGGUCAACAUUAGUAAACGUUUAUGAUCAAAUUGUUACCUGCGUGUGACAAACGUGUGGUUGAUUAUUACAAGAUUAAAAACGCCAUAUAAACAUCAGAUGAUUAUUUUAGCCUAAACCAGAUGGAUGGGAUUAAAAAAAAUUACGUCUUCGAAGUCAUGGCCGCUCAAUAUUGUCAAUUUGUUCUGGAAGAAGAUAUCAAAAACCGACUCCCCACUGACGUAACUGCUUAGCGCGACAUGACUUAAGUGGCAGUUUAAUUUGUUAAACAAAGUGCAUCUGAAACUAUGAUUAUUUUUCAGUGCUAUUCAUCUAGAAUUUCACUCUGAGAAGUUCAGUGGAACGAAAAUUUCGUGACAAGGAACAAGCCGGAUAGAGGGAUACAAUUCUGAAAGUCUCGGGAAAAUCUCUUCAUGAUCACCUCUUUGCUACAUAUUUCCUGGAGUCACUGUUGGUAGCUUGCUUGGAUUUCACGUAUGAAUGCUAUUGGAAUUCACUCAAGUUUUCUUCCUGGAUUCGCCGCUCUAGCUCGUUUGAGCACGGUCUGCAGCCGAAACAAAGACCCCGAGCGGGAAAUCUCCCCAGCUGCCCACCAGUAGGAAGGCUAGCGUCAGGUUGAAAGAUUUCUUCAAAAAUUAUUUCAAGUUCAUUUAUUUCAAAGGAACAUUUGGCCAAUUCAGAACCAGCCGGGUUACGGAUCGCAUGUUAGAGGUACAAAUAUACUGGUUCCCUUUCUUCCUUGUUACGUUUCUAAUACGACAAAAAGAUGUGUUUGUUUGCUUGAAUACAUUCAAUAAUUAAUUCUAAAACAACCAUUUUAGGUGUCCGCUUCUAGUGUUAUAUUCAGACUGAUAAUCUUGUUCUCCUGAAAACCAAAGAAAUGCAUAUAGUAUCCAAUUUAGCUAAAAUAUUAGUUUCUUAACUGAGCUUGCGAUAGAUCGAUCGCUUUUGUUUAUCAGCUGUCAUUAAAAAAUAUGUAUAUAUAUUAAGGAAAAGACGCUUUUUUGCGCCAUACUAGCACGUCAGAUUCGCAUUUUGAAAAAUAGCUAUUUUAUUGCUUAUCGAAGAGGGCAAUAACCGAAUGAGGGAAAUAACGACUUAAGUUCUGUAUUUUUACAACGAACGCCUGAAACAUUUUGGGACUGAUGGCACAACAAUGUUGCAAUUUUCCUCUGUCGCAAACGAAGCGAGUUCCGCUUCUUUGUAGGUAAUUGAAAACCGUGUUUUUCUAAGAAAAAAAUACAUCCUUCUCUUUAAAACCAAGCUCAGAUAAAUUUUCGAUUAAUACCCGAAGUUAAGUAGUACAAUUAUGCAAAUUUAUUUAAAAGAACCCAGCCAAUCUAAAUCGCUACCUUUUUUUAGAACCAUGACGCUUCACUUGACAGUGUUCAGAGUCAGGUGCUCUCAGGGGUGUCCGACAAGGGGUGGGUUCACUGAUCUCGCUCGUAACUAGUGUCACGCGAGGCCUUUGAUGAUAGUCAUAACAAAACAAAACUGGCGGGAGAUCAUCAAAACUUGGACAGAUAUUUACAUUUUAGGUGGUGUCGCUGCUUACCCAAGUGAAUCUUCGCACGAAUCUUCGUAAGGAAAUUCAUUCAUUUCGUUGCAUCUCUAACACCGCUCCCCCUGAUGAUAAAUUAAAGGACAUGGUGGGGUAUCGGCAAGUCCAUCUUACUCCCAGCCCCUUAAAGAGCACAUUCAAAGAUUUCCUUUUCAAGCCGGCGUGCGGAAAAGGUUGUCCGUUUUUACCGGUGUAUGGUUCAUCGAAAAAAGACAACAUAUAAGCGCAGUGUAUUAAUUCGUUUCCCUUGUUUAUAGAAAUAAAACAAACACGGAGUCACAUCUUAGAUUGGUCCAUGGGACUGAUGGCACAACAAUGCCUGCAAUUUUUCUCUGUCGCAAACGAAGCGAGUUCCGCUUCUUUGUAGGUAAUUGAAAACCGUGUUUUUCUAGAGAAGAAAACAAUACAUCCUUCUCUUUAAAACCAAGCUCAGAUAAAUUUCCAAUUAAUACCCGAAGUUAAGUAGUCAAAAUAAUGCAAAUUUAUUUAAAAGAAACCAGCCAAUCUAAAUCGCUACCUCAGUUUUUUUAGGACCAUGACGCGUCACUUCACAGUGUUCAGAGUCAGGUGCUCUCAGAAGUGUCUGACAGGGGGUAAGUUUACCCAUCUCGUUCGUGACUAGUGUCACGCGAGGCCUGUUGAUGAAAGUCACAAUAAAUCUGGCGGGAUAUCAUCAAAACUUAGACAGAUAUUUACAUUUUGGGUGGUUUCUGCUGCUUACCCAAGUGAAUCUUCGCACGAAUCUUCGUAAGGAAAUCCGUUCAUUUCGUUGCAUCUCUAACACCGCUCCCCCUGAUGAUAAAUUAAAGGACAUGGUGGGGUAUCGGCAAGUCCAUCUUACUCCCAGCCCCUAAAAGAGCGCAUUCAAAGAUUUCCUUUUCAAGCCGGCGUGCGGAAAAGGUUGUCCGUUUUUACCGGUGUAUGGUUCAUCGAAAAAAGACAACAUAUAAGCACAGUGUAUUAAUUCAUUUCCCUUGUUUAUAGAAAUAAAACAAACACGGAGUCACAUCUCAGAUAUGCCACCAUAAUUGGUCCAUUUCUACAAACUGGGGAAAUGAAAUAAUCUGCUGAAUUUGAUCAUUUUAGUUCUGGGCUGUUCUGUGCUGUGCCAUUUACAAAUCGAUAAUAUAAAAUGCAAACGCCUGGGUAGUCCAUUUCAUCUAGCACUUGCUAAUUGAGUAAGACAUGAGCUUGGCAGCGCUAGCUACAAGUGACAUUUAGGGGGAAAACUUCAUUACGGAAAAAAAAACUAAAGAAACACAGUUUGGUUUUCUCAGUUCCGCAGCUCUCUCGUGGAAUUUUUCUCUCUUUCUUGCGAACAGUACAGAUUCACUAUCCGAAUGCGUGAAUAACAGACAGUUAAGAGUUGAAAGUUUGAGUACACCUAUCGAAUGAAGCACGAGGCAAAAUACAGCUUGCGACUUUCUUUAUUAACUUGUUACGCGAACAGAAAGAUAAUUACAAAACUCAUUCAAAGGAGGAAAAAAGAUGAUCUUUCCGUCAUAAUAUGAAGUGUUCAUUUCCUAGCAGAAUGCUAAGUGUCAGUGCUGUCUGUAGUCUGACAGAAAAUUAAUAAAAAUAGCCAUCGAAAAUAAAUACUUCACCGAUCUCUGUGAAAAAAAGUGUUGGUGUCAAUUUGUUUUUCAAAGGCGAGAAAUUCCGUAAACACGCACUCUCUGAAGACGAUAGAUCUAUGAUAUCUGCGAAAUAAUAGAGAAUCAGAAACCUAUUUUAUUCUUGAGCUUUUUUUAGUUAUUCUGGUGCUAUCGAAAUUAACGCUAAUGCAUUUAUAUUAAAAGUUCCUCAGCUUCCGUUCAAACUUAGCAAAACACAGAACUACACUUGAUGCAUUAUAAUUCAAUACGUGAACGAAAACGGUAUUGGGACAAAGUUUUAUUCAAACAGUCAAAUAUUUUUAAAUGUAGUAGCCUCGUGUUUGGAGAAAUAUGGGGCUUGUUAUUUACAUGAGCGAAAUUUAAUCGAAAUGUCAUGCUACUCAAUACAACUCAAUAGACAAAACGCGUCAUUAGUCAGUCCAGAACAAAUUGAGCGCCGCUCAUUUCAUUUCAUUUUAGCAUGUAUUCUCCAUCUUAUUGUUAUUUGUUGCAAAGUUUCAGAGCAGUAAUGAUAUAUUGUUGAAGUGAGUGACGAAAGAAAAUGGCCCAACAGUUGAAUUUUACUGAACCAAGCGAGGAGGAACUUGAGAUGAUGGACGAGAUAGAACCUCAAUGGUUUCUUGUAACGGGAUUUCUCCUCUCUGGCUUCGCUUUAGUCGGUAACAGCUUCAUCAUUUUGCUGAUUGCUUCAAAAGAGCAGCUCCACCGUACCACGAACCGUUUUCUCGUGUCUUUGUCCUUCGCGGACCUUGGUGUCAGCUUGAGCGUGUUUCCAGGCGAUUUUUUCUGCUUACCCAUAGAAGAAUGCCGCUACCAUCUACUCGCGUCUUUCCAAUGGGCGUUCUUGUACGCGUCUGUCGCCAACCUGUGCGCGCUUACAGUGGACCGGUACAUAGCCAUCGUGAAACCGUUUAUCUACGUCUUAUUUAUGACGAGGAACCGGGCUGUGGCCUUCACCCUUGCGGCUUGGAUUCUUCCUUUCAUCUUUUCCUUUGUUCCUUUGAUUUUUAUAAACACUGAAGAACAUAUACUCUACAUGAGGAACUACACUUACGUAGUGACAGUCAUUUUCGAGUUUAUUCCCCCGGUAAGCUUGCUGUUUGUCACUGCACAUAUGCUUUACAUCGCCAGAAAACACGCUCGCGAGACGGCGAACGUCAUGCAGCAAUUACGCUACAAUCAGCCCGCUCCGGGCAGCACCAACCCGCCUCCCUUGCGCCAUGGUAACAGAGCAAGGUCUUCCGUGGGGUUCAUCGCAUUCGUCGUCAUAUUCUUCGUUCUGUGUUACUCGACAACCAUUGCAGUGUCCUGCUGUGACAUCUUUGAGCUUUGUGAUCUUCCAUUUGAGUUAAACAGGGCACAGGUAUUGCUGCUGAUUGCUAACUCCGCGUUUAAUCCCUUCGCUUAUGCACUUCUCAAACAUGACAUCAAGAAGGAAGUUAAACAACUCCUACGGGUUGGGGCCGUGGAUAGACAGCGCUCACCUCUUCAAAUGGAACAGAGAUAGACGUACAGAAUAGUUUACGUGUUUAUGGCAGUCGGAAGAAACAGUAAAAUUUCUCUUCCGAUUGUUUUAAGAAGAUUUUCGUGGAGUUUGUCGGAAAUCGUGCAAACGCUUCUAUGCUUUCCCGGAAAUUUGCGAAGAUUACCGAAAACCAUCAAAAAGGCCUAACUUAAGUAACAUUAUCAGUAUACUCUCAAAUUAAACUUAAGGGUUAGAAUGUUAUUAAUUCACGGUAGUUUAUGUGCACUGAAAAAAAAAACGCUUUUAGUUAAAAACAACAUUAAGAUACGAAAUAUAUGAAAGAAAUUGUUAUUAGUCAAUCAUUACAUUGUUACAUUCAAAUAUGAAAUAAUUUAUUUUAUGAGAAAUAUGCGAGGAUAAACCAGUUUCUAGUUAACUUGGUAGGUAGCUAUUUGUUUUGAAAGUUAAAAUGUUGUCUUUAAAUCAGGCAUAAUACGACAUUUGCGUUCAAUAGAGUUUUUCAUCCUGUUUAAUUUUCUCUUACUACUGAUAUAGCUACUUGCCCUAAUUUCGUUUGAUAGCCUGGAUGAUUGGUGAGAAGACAGAACUUGUUUACUCUUGGUUGAAAAGACUAGAAAUUACAAGACGUCCCGGCUUUUUUACCGUGUAAAUAUUUCAAGUGUACGCUCGUUCAUUUUCCCUCCGCUUUCUCAAUUGUUCUCUAUUUUCGUUUACAACGGGAGAAAAGAGCUAUGGACCAUAGAACCAAUCUGUAUCAGUGGCGCUUCCAGACCUUGAGCUAAGAUGGGGGCCCGGUUUUGUUUUACUUGCCCUGCCGGCUUUUCUUCCUUCUGUCAUUUCUUCUUCUUUUACCCAAAAUAGAUCUAGAUCCGCCACUGUGAAUCCAAAAAUCUAUGAAUUAAACUUGAUGAAAACCGGUAAACCUUAGCCUCCCGCACUGGCUUGUUUCAAACGUCGGCAGCCUAGAAAUAAAUGCAAACUGAUAUGAUAGUUCAUAUAGCGGGGGUUCACUUGUUUUGUCAUGCUCACUUGUGACAGAUGCACCAGAUGGUCGGAUUUGUGUAAUCAAUUAGGUACCCGCGCCGGAAAACUGACAAAAUGUUAGAUCCUGUUGCAUGGUAAACUACAUUAGUCGGUUGUUGUGUAAAGUAGUGCUGUACGUAAUGGGUUCUAUAAAAAGCUCUACUUGUAAAAAAGCCUAUACAUAGUACGAAAUCUGUUAUUCGUCGUUCUAAAAGCGGUUACGCCGAUAAAAGCCUCGUGAAAUAUGUCCACGGCUAAAUCGUUUUGAAAGCUCAGUGCGGCUUUACAAGCGCUGCUCGUUAUAAAAGUUCAGCGAAUUUUUUUUUUCCCAUUAAAAGCGGUAAAAUGUCUAAAAUAUGCACAGCUUCUAGUUAAAAAGGUACAGCUUGUUCUAAAAGUGCCUGCCUAUUUUCCGCUUUGUCCUUAAGGCGGCACUCCCUAAAAGCACAAUAAAAUGUUCGGCUUCCUUCUGAAAGCGUCACUUGAUAAAAGCUAAAUGAAAUAUCAUCUAAACUGUUGGUCUUUGGCCAUCGUAGCUUGAUUAAAAAUGUAAAACAAACAGCUUUUUGCUGACAUUUCAAGGCCCUUUCGGUCCUUUCGAAACAUGAUCACUGAGGGUCCCCAAUAGGUUUGGCGGGAUGUGGGAUUUGGCUUUUUUUCGCCGUGAUAUUUGGGAUUUGAGCUGAAAACAGGGGCGGGAAGCGGGAAUUACAAUUACGAGCGGGAGUGGGAUUUAGUGUUUUGAUGGGCUUGGGAUGAGGGAUUAGCAAGGGAUUUCAAUUUUUACGUGGCCUCAUGAAUUGAUUAGCGCAAAAGCCGCAACUUGGGCAGAAAUGAACCUUUUGUGCGUAUAGCUGUGUCAGGUUUCAAGUAAUGUAUAGCAACGGCUCUGUACCCUCUUAGGUUCUGUCAAACGUAUCCAUUAUCGCUUGACCACGUUAGUAUCAUAAGACUGUAUGAGGUCUUUGAGUCCUUUUGCGAUCCUCUGACAUGAAUGACAUCUGUCCAUUUCCCACAUCUUCAAAGCUUGCGAAUGUAAUAUUGACCCCC